AUGGCUUCUAGAGAGUUGGCUGUUGGACUCGUCUUCCUGUUCCAGACUGCAGUGGGCAUCCUGGGCAACUCUACCUUCCUCUGCUGUGCUGUGCUCAGUGACCUCGCUGGGAACAGGGUGAAGCCCACAGAUCUGAUUCUCAGGAACCUGGCCUGGGCCAACUUCAUGGCUCUCCUCUGUAAAGGAGUCCCUCAGACAAUGGCGGCCUUCGGCCUGGAUAAUUCCCUAGAUGACGUCGCUUGUAAACUUGUCUUCUAUUUCCACAGAGUGGCCAGGGGGGUAUCGCUUGGCUCCACAUGCCUCUUGAGUAUCUUUCAGGCCAUCACCAUCAGCCCCAGUAACUCCAAGUGGGCGCAGCUCAGGGUCAGAGCCCCCACGUUCAUCCGGCCCUCCCUGUGCCUGUGCUGGGUCCUGCACCUGCUGGUGAACGCCCGGAUUCCCAUCAAUGUGAUGGACAUAAGGGGCGGGAGAAAUCUCACUGGGGUGAGGGAUUUUGGUUAUUGUGCUGUCAGAAGUCCCAGGAGACAAUUUGCUACAUUUUAUUCAGCCCUGUUGGCCUCCACUGAUAUCCUGUGUUUGGGACUCAUGAUGUGGGCCAGUGGCUCCAUGGUAGUUGUCCUGUCCAGACAUAAGAAGAGGGUCCAGCACAUCCACAGGUCCUUGCCUUCCAGGUCUGUUCCUGAGAGCAGGGCCACCCACAGCAUCCUCGCCCUGGUGAGCAGCUUUGUGCUCUCGUACUUGACCUCCGCCAUCUUGAGCACAUACAUGGCUCUCCUGGAAGAAUCCAUGAGGUGGUUGGUCCACACCAAUGUGGCAAUGGCCGCAUGUUUGCCAGCCUUCUGUCCCUUUCUGCUCCUUGGUCACUACACCUCAGUUUCCAGGCUCUACUCUGGAUGCUGCUGUCAGUGGACAAUCUGUCCAGGCACAGUCAGAGAGCUCUAA
Messenger RNA from Sciurus carolinensis (gray squirrel), 942 nucleotides. Its product is annotated as vomeronasal type-1 receptor 4-like. The transcript has a single exon. The coding region runs from base 1 to 942 and encodes 313 amino acids. Gene Ontology annotation, molecular function: pheromone receptor activity. Gene Ontology annotation, biological process: G protein-coupled receptor signaling pathway. NCBI's taxonomy places the organism in Eukaryota, Metazoa, Chordata, Mammalia, Rodentia, Sciuridae. The record is from RefSeq and is a predicted model, not a curated record. Gene Ontology annotation, cellular component: membrane.